Messenger RNA from Cinara cedri, 6602 nucleotides. The record is from the annotation of a GenBank genome assembly. NCBI's taxonomy places the organism in Eukaryota, Metazoa, Arthropoda, Insecta, Hemiptera, Aphididae.
AUGCAUACGCCGCUGGUUCUAUUGAUAAUCGGUUUAAUCUAUGUUAACUCUCAAGAUAAUCCUAUCCAUGAAAAGGUAUGUGUAUUAGUUUCUUGUUCACUAUAGCAGCAGCCAGUCUGUUGAAAUUAUAUAAGUGCAUAUGCAUUUUUAUUUCAGGAGGACAAAAGUUUGGCCAAGAUAAGUCUUGUGCAGUAUGAAGGAAUCAUAUUCUUGAACACACUAGACGGUUCUUUUAUUGCUGUUGAUCAAAGAACCGGGAAAACUUUAUGGAACUUUCAUGACGGUAAAGAAUAUAUGUUAUUAAAACUAUGUAUUAUUUUAUAUUGUUAUUAGAUGACAAAUAAAAUAUUUAUUUUUGUUUUAGAUCCUCCAGUCAAAGUACCAUCUAAUAUUAAAGAUGCCCUAACGUAAGUAUUAUGUUAUUUCUUAUAUUACCCAGUAUGUUGGAGUUUUGAAAUUAAUUUAAAAACAAAUCAUAUUUCUUACAGGCCAUUAUUCUUGCCAGAUCCUAGAGAUGGCUCCCUAUAUUUACUACAUAAUAAGGAUAAAGUAGGAAUUAAAAAGUUGGAUGUUACUAUUCCUCAGUUAGUUGCUAACUCACCAUGUAGAAGUUCUGAUGGAAUAUUAUUUUCUGGUAUUAAUCAUAUUAUUAUUAAACAUUACUAUAUAAUAUAAAUAAAUAUAUAUUAUAUAUAUAUAAUUAAAUAUCCAGGAAAAAAUACAGUUUAGCAACAAAAUAGUAGUUUGAAAUUGUAUGGUACAUAGAGCAGUCUUUGACACCUAACCUAAUUUUUGGUAAUUCUGUGUUUAAUAAACUAUUUAGGUACAGAAAAUCAAUUUUAUUUUUAGAUUUAAUCAAGAUGCUUUUAAGUUAAAAUUGUAUUGGUGAUAACCAAACUAAACCCAAACUAAUAAUCUAUGACAUAUUAAAUACAAAAUUGCCAAAAACUUAGUUAUCCUACCCUACCCUUUCAUUAUUUUUUCUGUAUUAAAUAUUUAAAAAACUAAGAUAAUGUCACUGUUUGAAUAAAUUAUUAUAUCCUUGGGUUAUAUUACAAGUAAAUAUAAUUUUAUAUAUUGUCUAUUGUAGUCAAUAAAAUAAUGAAAAUUCUCCAAUCGGUCUAUACUUGCUUAUACAAAAUGUUUAACUAAAAAUAACUCGGUUUUUAAUACCUUCUAAAAAUCAUAAAAUUCUUGUUUAUUUUUGAGACAGCCAUAUUUUUAUUUUUUUUUUUAAAUUUCAAUUUAAGCAUUCAUGUUAUUAGGCUUAAUCCAUUAGAUUUAAAUUAAAUAAAUGUAUUAGUUAUCAAAAAGCUUUUGGCAUUAACAAAAAUUUUAAAAUGUUUAAAUACCUAACAAAAUUUCAAAAGAAUGUCAAAUUUGAUUGUAUUUUUAAUCUCUGCAUCAAAAAUUAUUUAUUUUUUUUGAAAAACAGUAUAGGUGCUAAACUGUAUUUAUAACCAAUAUAAUUAUUUAUGUUUCAAAACUGUCUUAAGCUAGUUUAAUUAGUAUAAUAUAGAUAAUAUAUAUAUAUAUCAGUCAUUUUUUAAAUAUCAUUCUUAACAUAUUAAUAUUACUAGUAUUUAUUAAUUAUUUGAAAUGGAAUUUACCAACCAAAUUUAUUUUUGAGAUUACAAUUAUUUUAUGUUGAUCAAAAUAUAAUAAACUGAAACAAAAUAUAUGUAUAAUAAUAUAGCUGGUAGAAUUCACAAUGCAUACCUAUGUCGGAUAAUAAUAUUGAAUUCUAGACGAUUUGAUUCAAAGUUAGUACUGUAAAAAAAAAGUACAAAGUAUUGUACUUACAAACCUUUAAAAACUUUAUUCUACAUUACCUAGAGUAAAUUCUGUGCAUUACAAUUUUCAAGCUGUUAGGUCACUAGUAUCUUGCACCCAUGCAGUAAUAGAUUGUCUCCUUGACUACCAAAAGUCAUCAGUAACAUUUAAGUUUAUAAUUAAAAUUAAAAAUUUACUUAGAUAAGCACACUAAAUUUGAUUUUGUAUAAAAAUAUUAAGUUAUAUUUAAUAGGCAAGAAAAUUGAUAGUUGGUAUUUCAUUGAUUGGAAUACUGGUGAAAGACAUCCAUUUAUGAAUUUUGAAAAACAAGGAGAAGUAUGUACUGCAAUUGCUUCAAAAUCUAUCUUAUUGAGUAAAUCAGGUAAAAAAUACCUAAAAUCAUAACUAGUUAUUUAAGAAUGUACUUAGUUAGAAUGUUUUAAUUUAUGUUUAGAAUAUAGUGUAAUGAUGGUUGACAGUUUAAACAAUAACCAACGCCAAUGGAAUGUCACAUUUUACACCUACAAUUCUAAAACUAUGACUGAAGAACAGAUUUAUAACCACGGUAUUUAAUCUAUACACCAAUUCUAAAUUAAAUCUUAAAUAAUAAUACUAAAAUGUUUUAAGCUUAAUCUUUUUUUUUUUUUCUAGGUUUGAACUACUUUGCUGCUAGUUCAUCUGGUAAUUUUGCAGUUUUUCUAAAUGAAAAAUCAUCGCCUCCAAUUAAUUACAAUAAUUUACUUUGGGAAAGAGAAUUUGACUCACCAGUUAUUGGGGUUUAUCAGCAUGAUGGCGAGAGUUUACUAUCUUUACCACUAACAAGCAUUGCUAAAGACUCUAUAAAACAUUUGAUUUCAAACAUUGCAUUGUCACCAAAGGAUCCAAAUUCUGUCAGUUAUUUGUGAGUAAAUUCUAAAUAAUUUAUUCUUAAAAAGAAACUUGUAUCAGGCCACUACAUAUGACAGUUUUAAUUAAUUUUACAUAAUAAAGCAGAUAAACUCAAUUGUUUAAAUAAUUGAAACUAUGGUAUUUAGUUAUUACAUAUACAUAGAUAUAUAUAUAAAUGUGAAAUAAGAAUAAUCUCUAGAACUGUUCAUCCAAUUGUCAUGUGCUUUUUAUCAAGUUAUAAUUAGCUAAUACUCUAGAGCUCUGUCAAUAAUUUAUAACUUAUUUGGUAGACACAGGGGGAAACUUUUUUAUUACACAGGUAAAGCCAGGUAGGAUAGCUAGUAUUGUAUAUAUUUUUAGGGUUAUUGACAUGCAAUUCAUGAAAAAAAUCCCACACAACACUAAAUUAUGUAAAUCCUAAACAAAAUCAAAACCUUAGGUAACAUAGCAGGAUAAUUCUUUUAUAAACCAGUUAUUUUAAGUAAAUUGUAUUUCUGUUUUUCCAAAUAUUAUAAACUCAAUUGCUUAAGCUUUAUUUUAACAGCUUUUUCAAGUUUUUUCCUCUAAUUCUUAUACAUUAAAUGAGCAUUACUUUUGAUUUUUAAGCACCCCCCCCCCUCCAUUUAUAAAUUAUAAAUUCAAAAUAAUAAUAUUUUUCUAAAAAUGUUGAUAAGUAAAUUAUUAAUAUUGGAUAUACUGUUUAUGAGUUAUGACAGUUAAAAAUUUAAAUUAGAGGGUACAGGAUAUGAUAAUAAAUGGAUUGUAAUUAUGGUAAUGGAUCAUGAUAAAAGAAUCACCCUGUAUGUGGUAUGUUUGCUAACUAAAUAAUUCUUUACAGAGAGUAAAGACAUUUAAUUCACUAUUUUGUGUUUGCCAUCAUACUUAAGUAUCAUACAUAUAUUUAUGAAAAAACAUCUGUAUAAAGAGUUAAUGAGUAUUUCCAGUUACACUAUGUAGUAUAUUAUAUACAUUUAGGCCAAAUACUUGAAAUAUUUAUAAAAGGCAUACUAUUUUAAAAUAUUAAAAGUAUCAAAAUAAAUCAUUGUAAUUAAAAAAUAAUUCUAAAGUAGAGCAUACAAUUUAAAUUAUGAAAAACACAUGCUGAAAUUCUCCCCCUCUAUUCAUUCAACUUUUUUUGGGGGGGGGAUUUCACCAAACUGUACCAACUGUGUUUAAUUUUAUUAUUUAAAAAAAAUAUAUAUAUAUAUAUAUAGUAAAGCAAAUAGCUUAUUUCUGCUUAUAAUGAAAACAUAUAAGUACAAAAAAGCUGCAAUGUAAAAAUGUUAUCAAAAAAUAUGAUUUUAGCUAUUUUGUAUUCAACUAAACUUAACAUAGUUACUAACCACGUAUAACAUAAAACAAUUUAUAAAUAUCUAUAUAUAUAAAUAUUUAGUUAUUUAUAUAAUUCUUAAAUAAUUAAAUAAACAUAUUAUGUUCACAGCCAUACACUCUACAUUGGUCAUCAUAUUGAUACUGGUUUAUAUGCUUUACCAGCUAUUGCAGACACUGGUGAAGUUAAUCCAUUAGUAGAUAGGGGAUUAAUUGUUCUAUUGGAUAAAACUUCUUUUUCAGUAUUACCAUAUUACAGUGGAAAUGAAUAUAAUGUAGAACCAAAAAAUGUUGAGAAUCACACAAUAUUAUUGGGUAGUGUAAAUACAAAUAUAUUGUUUUAUCAAAUGUUUCUUAAAACAUAAAUCAUUUUUUUUUUUUUAGGGCAUUACCAGCUGAACCAAGAAUUAAAUACAGGUACACCGAGAAUAACAGGAAAUACAGAUUCCAUAAUUUAUUAUCACAACAUGAGUGGAUAUAACUAUAGCAAUAAACAAACAAGUACAAUAUCUACUCAGACUCCUCAAUUUUUGGACUCAUGGUUUAUUGUUCAAAUGUUUGGAGAAAAUGCUGGAAUCAAACUAUUUAUGGUUUGGAUAACACUGUUAAUGAGUUUUAUGUUCUGGUAUCUCAGAAAAGAAGUAAGUCUCAAAAGUUCCUCCAUUUAAUUCAUUAUAUUUAUUAAUUUUAUUUGAAGAUGAAAGGUUUACAGAAGAAACCGAUUAACAGUUAUAAUAGCUCUCAGGGAAGUUCAAGAGGUUCCAAUCAUUCAAGUAGUAGUUCAUCUCAAAUUGUCGAAGAAUUACAUGAUGGUAGUUUUUCUAUUGGCAAAAUUAUGUUCCGCACUGAUGAAAUUUUAGGAAAAGGAUGUGAAGGAACAUUUGUGUUCAGGUAAAUUAUUUAAAUUAUUAUGUAAUAAAAUAUAAAUAUUAUUGAUUAGUAUUUUUUAUAGAGGAGAGUUUGAAUGUAGACCUGUUGCUGUUAAACGAUUGUUGCCAGAGUGCUUUAUCGCUGGUGAAAGAGAAGUGCAUAUUCUCCGAGAGUCUGAUUAUCAUCCAAAUGUUGUCCGUUAUUAUUGUACAGAACAAGACAAACAAUUUCGGUAUAUUGCACUCGAAUUAUGUGCAGCAACUCUAGAAGUUAGUUGAUAAUUAGUUUGUUCAUCUGAUCAAAGAAUUGUUCUUAAAUGUUUAAAUUUUGUUUAGGAUUAUGUAGAAAAAAAUCAAUUAAGACAUGAAAUUAGUCCAAAAGAAAUUUUAUCUCAGUCAAUUAAAGGUCUGCAGCACCUUCAUUCACUAGGAAUAGGUAAAAAAUAUUGUAAAAUAAGACUUAUUUACAUAUAUUAUUAAUUAACAUAAUUUAAUAGUUCACAGGGACAUAAAACCACAUAAUGUAUUAUUGUCAAUACCAUCACGUGGAAAUGGUAGUUUUAGUAGUGUUCGAGCACUAAUAAGUGAUUUUGGGUUAUGUAAAAAAUUACAGGGUGGUAAAAUGUCGUUUUCAAAACGUUCCGGUGUUACUGGAACUGAUGGCUGGAUAGCACCUGAAAUGUUUGCUAAUAACGCAUCUGUUGUAAGAAUAUUUUUUUUAUUUGAUCAAUAAUUUUUUUAACAAUUUUAUUUUUUUUUAGACUAAAUCUAUUGAUAUUUUUUCAAUGGGUUGUUUGUUUUACUAUAUUCUCAGUGAUGGAAAACAUCCAUUUGGUGAAUCAUUGUGGCGUCAAGCUAAAAUAUUGGACAAACGUCAAGUACCUUGGUAAAAAUUACAAACAAUUUUAAAAUAUUAUUUCAUUUAAAUUAACAUUUAUGUAUAAUAUAGUCUUGAUGCAUUAAAUGAUAAUGAAGUUUGGAAACGUUUGAUAUCUGUCAUGAUAAGUCGAAAUCCCGAAGAUAGACCCACUGCUUCUGCUGUUCGUUAUUAUCCAGCAUUUUGGGACAGCUCUACGUUACUAUCUUUUCUUCAAGUAUUUAUUUUUAUUUAAAUACAUUGCAAGCAAUCUCUAUAUAUUUAUACUUGUAGGAUGUUAGUGAUCGUGUCGAAAAAGAACUUUCAACGAGCCCUGUAAUGCUUGAACUUGAAAAAGGAGGUGAUGGAGUUUUUGGAAGGGAUGGCUGGCACGAUCAAAUUGAUCCAGUAAUAACUUCAGAAUUAAGGAAAUACCGAACAUACAGAACAGAUAGUAUAAGGGACUUGUUGAGAGCAUUUCGAAAUAAAGUUAGUAUUACUAACAUUAAAUAAAUAUAAUAAUUCAAUUUUGUAAUUUAUAUUAUUUUUAGAAACAUCAUUUUCGAGAACUGUCCUUAGAUACUCAGAAAUUAUUGGGUGAUAUUCCAGAUACAUUUUUAGAAUAUUGGACCACCCGGUUUCCAUUACUAGUAUACCAUACAUGGACAUCCAUGCAAUGUUUAUCAAAUGAAAUAACAUUUGUUAAAUACUUUACUAAUUGUUAUAAAUUUCCUCGUACGGAAUUCUCUAAUAUACCUACUUGGGUGUUCGACCAGCCAUUUAGCAGCUUACAAAAAUCAGCUAUCAGACGACCAAAUACAGGUACGAGCUGGCGACACAAAAAACGUGGAAAAACAGUUGAAACUCUUGAAACUUCUGAACAUUAA